Molecule: messenger RNA, 4938 nt
Organism: Poecilia reticulata (guppy)
Lineage: Eukaryota; Metazoa; Chordata; Actinopteri; Cyprinodontiformes; Poeciliidae
Product: acidic amino acid decarboxylase GADL1
Biological process (GO): carboxylic acid metabolic process
Cellular component (GO): cytoplasm
Molecular function (GO): carboxy-lyase activity; pyridoxal phosphate binding
Source: RefSeq, a predicted model, not a curated record
AUUAUUAAAAUUAAAUUAAAUUACUUUAUAUUCCUGUGCUGAAGCACAUCAUCAACGAAUUUAAAUUAUAAAUUUCACCCGUCAACUCUAUUUUUCCUGUCAUUAGGGGUAUCUUUUUCAUGCAUAAUUUAUCACAAAUCCCAACAUCCUAAGAAUAUGCCAAUCUUUCUUUUGGAAAAGCUUUGUUUCUUUAUUUUAAGACAUAAAAAUAGAAUUAGAAUGGUAUUUUUUUUAAUGAUAUAAAAUUUCUUAUUGUGUAAACAUUUAUCAGAAAUUACAAGUUCUCUUUCUUCACAAGGCCAUGUAACAUUUGCGGUCAAAGUGAGUAAAACUUAUUUUUACUUUAUUAUAGCUUGACAGGGCAAAAGUUUAAUGAAGGUCAGGAAGAUAAGCAAACGUACCACUAGGUGGCGGUGUUCUCUGUGUUUAGACUACCUCUAUGACCAAGUCACUGUAUUUGCUCAGACAAGACUAGUGUUUCUGCCCUGCUUUGGAAGUUUCCCUGCUUCAACACAUUUGAUUUCAACUAGUGCCCUAACAAGAUUAGCUGAACUGCAGCCAUCUUUAACUAGAGAAACAUCUGGACUAGAAUCUAUCAAUGUUACUGCAGGGUUUUGGUAAUGUUAUAACAAAAAAUAAAAUCCCAGGAAAUCCUGUCUGCACUGACUUGAUGGUGAGAGAAAGGACUUUAUUUAAUCGAAAUGAUAAUAAAAUCAGAGUUUGAAGAAGAACAUACCUUGGUGCGGUUAUUAAAUGCCAAAAAAUAGAGAUUAUUUAUCAAAGGUAAACAUUUCAUCCAUUUAGAAAAAAAAGUUUUUUUUCUUCUCUCACUAAAAUUUGCAGUGUCUCAUAGAUACGUUUUGUUUUAUCAGAGGUGAUAAUUUAUUAUUUAUCAUUAAAUAGUAUUGAGAACCACACAGUGCCAGGGCCCGGGGCUGGCGGCCCUGUAAGACCCUGCUAACUUCCGGCCCAACUCACAUUUUCCACUGAAUCCAUAAAAGUUAUUUUUGAUUCAGUUUUUUUUUUUUUUUCCGUACCACUGCUGAUCUUUUAACAUCACCAUGGGGCAUUAUGUGUACAAAACAUUAAAAAGGGAAGCUACAUUUUGACAGAUGUAAUUCUCAAGAAAAAAAAAAAAACUUCCCAUAGAGCAUGACUGGAAUCUUUUGUAAUUCCUGUGGAUCUUUGUUUACUUUAUAGGAGCAUAAUUGCAUAAUUACACGCAUGAUUACCACCUAAAAAACCCCUGAGACCUGGAUAAAUAUAUGGGUUCAACUGACAGUGGAGUCCCUGGCUGCGUGGUGUGGUGAUUUGGAAGAAUGAGAGUUUGAGGUUGUAAACUUAGCCAAGGCCAUCUCAGUUUGCAUGUUAUUCCUCUGCCUUUGUUAUACUGUCAGUUACUCUGUCCUAGUCUUACAGACAAAAAAAAUUACAUAUAAGUAACUAGUAAACAUUUGAUGCUCUAAGGUGCCUUUGUUAACCAGUCGACAUUUUUAGAUCCAUUAAUUCAAUAGUACAUCUGAAAUGGCCCCAACCAUUGAAGCAGUGAACAUUUUAGACCUUUCUAACUGACAUCUGGGCCAAAAGGGAAGUUACUAAUGAACUGGUGCAUUUUUGUCAACUGUACUAUCUAGUACACUGGGACAUGUCUUAGUAACACAUGUACCAGUAUAAGUUAACUAGCUAAUAUGUUUUAGCUGCACUAGUGAAUAGGUAAAAUGUUCAAAGCUUUGAUGAGUGUACAUCCGGUCUUUGUUGGUAUCUUUCAUCUACAUUAAUAAUUUCCUUUGGCAUUUAUUAUUGAUUAUUUAUAACAUAACUUGACCUAUUGUUGCACAAGAGUCAACUUGUUAACUUGUUAAAACUUUUAGUCACACGAGUCAAAUGGUACACGCAUUUAAAUGUCACUACUAACCAGAGAGCAUGAUUUGUGUCAGCUAGUUCUCACAUUGAAUGCCAGCUAGUUAACUGUUUAGACACAAUGUCAGCUAGUGCAUAAAAAGGCAUAGUGAAGACAGCAGAGCUACUAGAAUAAAACUUCUACUUUUUGCUCCUAUUAGUUGACCAAAAAUGUCUAUUAGUUGGCCAAAUGUUUCCUAGGACCAGCAUCAAAUGUUGAUCUGGCUUGGGCAAAAGUAUAACUAGAAAUGUAUAGAUGUGAAAUUGAUGUUAAUGAUGACGUCAAAGAUAUUGAAUAAAUACAAAAAAAGCUUGUCAUAAACCUGGGCUUCCUUAGCGCCUCACUGGGCCACAGGCUGGAUGCCUUCAUGCAUAAUUCAUACAAAAGGAUCCCUUACCAAUCAUUGAGCACACAUACAGUACAUGAGCAAGCUUCCUGUACCCCAUAUUGUGUUUUAAAAUAUUUUUUUUUAUUGUUCUCACGUAAUAUUAAAUAUUAUGGAGAAACUAAAUUCUGGGUUUUCAUUAGUUAUAAGGUAUAGUCCUCAAAAUUAGCUGACAUAAAUGUAUGAAAUAUGAUGCUCUGUUUGUAACAAAUAUAAGACAAGAGUUUCAGAUUUUGACUUGAAAUCCAAACUAACAGGGACCACUGCUGACACCCUGUCCCACUCGCCAGGCUUUUCCGAAUCCUCUGCUGUACUUAAAAACGUUUCCACGUAGGCACGUCCUUUUGGAAAUCUGUGAGGUGAUGGCAAGUCUGGCAAUUAACUGUUAGAACGGCUUGCUAUACACGCAAGGGGCUAUCGGGUUCUAAUACUGCAUAGAUGAAAACCUAGACUAUUCUUGUUCGUAUGUCCACAAGAACGUGAUCCAUAAAGAUCCAUCCAGGGAAAAGACAGACAUUUGGAACCACUGUAAUAUGAGAAGGGACGGACCAUUGGUUCUUAAAGCAGCAUCUUUUGUGGAAUUUUCCGCUUCUCUGCCCUGACAUGUCCUCGUAAAACUGACAACUCGCUAAAACUCUCCAGUUAGCCGCUGUUUAAUAACAGCCAACUAUAGCUUGUCAUUAGAGGGCAGCGCGACAUAUAACUGCAGACAUAACUCAAGUUAGCAGCACGAAAAGAAGGACGACACUAAAAGAAUGGCUUCAAGUACAGAAACGCACAUCAAAGACAACGAUCCCCUGGAUCGCCCACCUCUGGACUUUGCUGCUACUGAAAGCUUUCUACAACAGUCAAUGACUAUGAUUUUAGAAGAUGCAGUGAAGAAGGCCACUGAUGUCAGACAAAAGGUUUGUGAGUGGCACUCCCCAGAGGAGCUGAAGGAGCUUCUGGAUCUGGAGCUUAGAGACAGUGGAGAGCCUGAGGCAAGGAUCCUGGAGCGGUGCCGAGAUGCCAUCAGAUACAGUGUCAAAACCACUCAUCCUCAUUUCUUCAACCAGCUGUAUGCGGGGCUGGAACCAUACUCCCUGGUGGCUAGCUUCAUCACCGAUGCCCUCAAACCCAGCCUGUACACCUAUGAGAUGUCUCCAGUCUUCACUCUGAUGGAGAAUGCUGUGCUCAGGAAGCUGAUACAGAUAGUCGGCUGGGAGGAAGGAGGAGAUGGACUCUUUAAUGCAGGUGGGUCAAUGUCCAACAUGUACGCCAUGAACCUAGCCAGGUACCGUAAUUUUCCUGAAAUCAAGGAGCUUGGAAACUCUGCAGCUCCCCGGCUGGCGGUGUUUACAUCACAAGAGUGUCAUUACUCCAUCUCAAAAGCUGCAGCUCUAAUGGGAAUCGGCACAAAGAAUGUCUUUGUGGUUCCGUCUGAUAAGAAAGGAAAGAUGAUUCCCUCUGCUCUUGAGGAGCAAAUAGAGUCUCUUAAAAGUGAGGGUGGAGUUCCCUUCAUGGUGAAUGCCACGGCGGGGACCACUGUCCUUGGAGCCUUCGAUCCUAUUGACGAAAUUGCAGAUGUCUGUGAGAAAUACAAACUGUGGCUGCAUGUGGAUGCAUGUUGGGGAGGAGCAGUUCUCAUGUCCAACAAGCACAAGCUCCUAAUGAAAGGAAUUCACAGAGUCGACUCUGUUGCCUGGAACCCUCACAAGAUGCUGAUGGCCUGUCUGCAAUGCUCAGCUUUCCUGGUCAGAGACAAAACUCGUCUCCUCCAGCGCUGCCACUCCGCUCGGGCUUCCUACCUCUUUCAGCAGGACAAGUUCUACGAUGUGAGCUAUGACACCGGGGACAAGUCGGUCCAGUGCAGCAGGAAGCCAGAUGCCUUCAAAUUCUGGCUAAUGUGGAAAGCUUUGGGAACCAGCGAGCUGGAGCAGAGGGUGGACAGAGCUCUCGCCAUGGCCAGGUAUCUUGCAGAUGAAAUUACAAAAAGGGAAGGCUUCCGUCUUUUAAUGGAGCCUGAAUAUGCAAAUGUUUGCUUCUGGUACAUCCCACCAAGUCUGAGAGACCUGCCAGAUGGUCCAGUGCUUCAGGAAAAACUACACAAUGUGGCGCCAGUUGUUAAGGAGCGCAUGAUGAAGAAGGGCAGCAUGAUGGUGGGCUACCAGCCUCACAGAGGCCAAGCCAACUUCUUCAGGAUGGUGGUGAUCAGCCCUCAGGUCAGCAGGCAGGACAUGGACUUUGUCCUGGAUGAGAUACACAGCCUGGGAAAGGAUUUAUGAUAUGCUGACAGUUUCUCAGGUUUAUAUAAUCUUCUGCAAGUUUAUAUAGAAUCAUUUGCAGAUUCAUGUCCCUGCAUAUCUUGUAUUAAUAACUCCAUCUGGGUUGAAAUUUGUUCUUGGAAUAUAUUACUUUUGGCACUUUUACCCUCAAUGACUCUUCCUCAUAUUUUCAAUUGAGUAAGCUGCUGAUAUCACAAGUGUAAAAAGCAAAGAGAUCUAAGUUUAUGGUGUGGGGUUUAGAUUUGGUUAUACUAGUAGUUUUCAGCACAAAGUUGUAAGAGUGCAAUGUUUAUUUCCAUGUCAUCUUCAGAUUCAUACUUUGUGUCAGAAAUAUUUUUUCAUGGAACUGGAGCAAUAAUAAACCAACCAUCUCUGGUUGUUCUGAAGCA